GAAUGCACACCUCCUUCCCCUCUCCACGCCUCAUCUGCUGCGCCCCAAAACCCCGAACCCCCACACUCACGCGCGGCGGCGUUCGCCGGAGAGCCUCCCCUCCGGCCGCCGCCAUGCCGCCGCCUCUCCAGGCCCAGCGCCUCCUCCUGUCCCACCGACGCCUCCCUUCUCCCCACCUCCGCUGCUUCACCGCCGUCUCCUCCCUCCCGUCCGCUCCCGCCAAGACGGUGGCGGCCGCGGCGGCCCACGCCCCCUCCUCCAUCCUCUCCAUCCGCGAGUCGCUCCUCUCCGGCGAGAGGACCGCGGCGGAGAUCACCGCGGAAUACCUCUCCCGCCUCCGCCGCACCGAGCCGAGCGUGCGCAGCUUCAUCCACGUGGCGGACGCCGCCGCCGAGCGGGAGGCGGAGGAGCUCGACCGGAGGAUUGCCACCGAGGGGCUGGAUGCGGUGGGGCCUCUGGCCGGGGUGCUCGUCGGCGUGAAGGACAACCUCUGCACCGCCAAUAUGCCCUCCACAGGUGGGUCGCGAAUACUGGACGGUUACCAGCCGGCGUACGAUGCCACUGCGGUGCGGCGGCUUCGUGAGGCGGGCGCCAUUGUUGUGGGGAAGACUAACCUAGACGAGUUCGGCAUGGGGAGCACUACAGAGGGCUCCGGGUUUCAGGUCACAACAAACCCUUGGGACGAUUCACGUGUGCCUGGGGGAUCCUCAGGUGGUUCUGCUUCUGCGGUCUCUGCUAGACAAUGUGUGGUAUCCUUAGGGAGUGAUACAGGUGGAAGUGUGAGACAGCCAGCAUCAUUUUGUGGUGUGGUAGGGUUAAAGCCAACCUAUGGCCGGGUUUCUCGUUUCGGCCUCAUGGCUUAUGCUUCAUCACUAGAUGUUGUGGGAUGCUUUGGUUCAUCAGUUGUUGACACUGCGACAAUCUUGUCAGUAAUUGCUGGCCAUGACAAAAUGGAUUCAACUAGUAGCUCUCAUGAUGUUUCAGACUAUAAAUCAGAGUUGGUCCCACUAGAUUUGCUAGAAUCAAAACCAUUAAAUGGUAUGAGAAUUGGAAUUAUUCAAGAAACUCUUGGUGAGGGUGUAGAAACUGGAGUCAUAUCAUCAAUCAAGGAUGCUGCUUCUCACUUGGAACAAUUGGGAUCAGUGGUGGAAGAGGUUUCUCUGCCUUCAUUUUCUCUUGGCCUACCCGCAUAUUACAUACUGGCUUCAUCUGAAGCCUCUUCUAAUCUAUCACGUUAUGAUGGUAUCAGGUAUGGGAGGCAGGUUUCAGGCGAUGACUUGAAUGAACUUUAUGGAGGUUCCCGGGCUAACGGUCUGGGUCACGAGGUCAAAAUGAGAAUUUUGAUGGGAACUUAUGCUUUAUCUGCUGGAUACUAUGAUGCAUACUACAAACGAGCACAACAGGUAAGGACACUGGUUAAGAAAAGCUUCAAAGAAGCUCUGGAAAGAUACGAUAUUCUUGUUUCACCUGCUGCGCCAUCAGCAGCUUACAAGAUAGGUGAAAAGAUAAAUGAUCCAUUAGCUAUGUAUGCAGGAGAUACCAUGACGGUGAAUGUUAAUUUGGCUGGUCUCCCUGCAUUGGUUGUGCCUUGUGGAUUUUUGAUGAUCUGCGGGGCUCCCGUUGGACUUCAGAUGAUUGGAUCCCCCUUCAGUGAGGUAAUAAAAUGCUAGU
Molecule: messenger RNA, 1671 nt
Organism: Oryza sativa Japonica Group (Japanese rice)
Lineage: Eukaryota; Viridiplantae; Streptophyta; Magnoliopsida; Poales; Poaceae
Source: RefSeq, a predicted model, not a curated record